GAGAAGUAUGCAGCCCCUCCCGUAUCCGGGGGUGGGGGCAGGCUCAUGCGCAGAACCUGCGUGUACUCCUUCGGCCUGGCGAUGUCAGCUUUUACUGCACUUUAUCGGAAUUUCAGGCAGGAUGUUCCCAGGGAAGUUCUAGCGCAGGGAGAGAACUGUUUGGAGAAGAAGGACUAAACAACAACAGGGAGAGAACGGAAUAAAGGAGGAAGGGUUCUUUGCCAAGUUUUAAUGCAGGAAGGUUAGGAAAAGCGAGCAGACAAAGGGGACAGGAGAUUGGGAAGGCAGACCAUGGAAGGAGCGGUGUCAGCGCUCGACAAAGCGGCCACCGAGCUCUCGGUGAUGGAUGUCUACGACAUUGCGGCGGUGGUCGGCCAGGAAUUUGAGCGCGUCAUCGAUGUAUUCGGCUGCGAGGCGAUCGCCAAACUGAUGCCGAAAGUGGUGCGGGUUUUGGAGAUGCUGGAGGUGUUGGUGAGCCGCAACCACAUGAACCCGGAGAUUGACGAACUGCGCCUGGAGUUGGACCGGCUGAGGCUGGAGAGGAUGGACCGCAUCGAGAAGGAGAGGAAGCACCAGCAGGAGCUUGUGCUGGUCGAGGAUGUGUGGAGAGGGGAGGCUCAGGAUUUACUCACUCAGAUUGCAAAACUUCAGGAGGAAAACAAACAGCUGACAAUGAAUCUUUCCCACAAAGAUGUAAGCCUGACUGAGGAAGAAAUCCUGAAACAGGAAGCUGGGAUGUCAGAAAGAGAAUGGCAAGUGAUGAAGAAGUUAAAGGAAGUGGUUGAUAAACAGCGGGAUGAGCUCAGAGCCAAAGACCGAGAAUUAACUCUGAAAAACGAAGAUGUUGAAGCAUUACAGCUGCAGCAGAACAGGCUGAUGAAGAUAAACCAUGAGCUGCGACACAAGGUGACAGUGAUUGAUGCACAGGGGAAAGGGCUGAUUGAGCAGAAGGUGGAGCUUGAAACCACAUUGCAGACCAAAGAACAGGAAAUGGGAAACAUGAGAAUGGAAAUCGGGAAGCUGAGGGAGAAAUACCAUGGACAGCCCACACAAAAUGGAGAUGACCAAUUGAAGGUACAGCAGCUUGCUUUCUUUCCGAACAUUGAGGAAUGCGAAAGGGAGUAUUUCAUGACAGAACCUGAUAGUGAAGAAGAUUUUCAAUCGGAUAAGGCGCUUUUAGAUCUAAAUGAUCCCAACCGGCCUCGCUUCACGUUACAAGAGCUGAGGGAUGUCCUUCAUGAGAGGAAUGAACUGAAGGCCAAGGUGUUCCUCCUUCAGGAAGAGAUGGCUUAUUACAAAAGUGAAGAAUUGGAGGAAGACAACGGGCCUUCAAACCCCCCUCCUACCCCACAAUUGCAGCCAAAGCCAGCAACCCAGCCAGAAUCUGGUAUCAGGCGACUGAUCUUUACUGCCAUAAUGCCAAUGGUAGCUGCUGGAUUGAUUCCAGAUGAUCCCACAUUACAGCCAAUCAGAAGACUUGUUUCCCUUGUUUAAUUUAUUUUCACGAGAUAAGCGAGCAGAAACUCGUCAUCGAUUGCAGGGAUAUGGAGGAGUUUGGGAGCAAGAAGGGAUUGUCACAGAACAAGGACAAGAAGCAUUGCAACAUCUAUAACAACAGCCCCUGGAUACAUUCUUGGGUUUAGGAAUCUGGAUAGCUGGCAUCUUGUAUCUGAAUAUUGAGAAUAAUUGGAAAGUGACUUUUCUCACCUAUUUAACAUUGAAGUCUGAGUGCAGGUUAACAGUAAAUAGGCCAGCUAGAGCUGUAUUGACUACAGUGGUGAACUGUUGUAUUCCAAUCACUAACCUUAUUUUUGUAAAGGUAAAUUUGUGAUGAUCUCGCAGUAUCAUUGUAGUAAUAGUAUUGGCGUUUCUCGGGAAUGCAGAACUUGCAAUGUUUUACACUAAACCAAAAGGUAUUUUUCUGCAGAUUAUACAGCUGCUGUGCUCUUAACUCUCUCAAAGAAGGCAGUUCUAAUGCUUGCUUUCUGCAGAAUCAUACAGUCUGUUUCCCAAGUAUGUUUGGCCUCAAACUACCAACUGACAUCUUUGGAGACCAGAGAAGGAGAAUGAGAAACACAUUUUCAAAUUUCAGGUUAAAAGGGACAGGAUUUUAAUUUUAGGCUUUCUUAGUUUCUGGAAAUCAUGUACGUGUUGUGUGUCACUCCACUCAACACAAUAAGACUACAGUGACCUGUGUCCAGAAGUAAGAUGUUGUAUUUGUUAUCUUUUUACAAAUCUCAGCACUUAUGCUGCACAUUUUUGUUUGCAGGUCACCUCUAUACUGAUGAGGUCUUUGGCUGAGGAAAGUAAAUUGGAAUGUGCCAAAGUUUGUUAUAACUGCUCAGAGAAAAAAAAAAAUCAUGUUUUGAUUGGUGAGAGAAACAGAGUUAACAACCUUUUAACAGCAGAUUAAUAACCUUUCAUCAGAAUCUGUUCUGACACAAAAUGCAUUGUUGAAAUCUUGCUCAUCUGGACAUCAGUUAGCCAUCGAGGAAAAUCUAGCGAACGUGGCGAUGCAACAUGGUUUUACUUGGAGUUGUUAAUAUCAAUUUACCACUAAAAGCAGUUAGAUCUGACACAGCUCCCCCCACUUCAGAUUACCUAAAGCUUGGCAAAAGGCACUAGAAGCAAAUACUGAAUUGAAGUUUGUUUUUUAUUUCAGUCACAAUUACAUCUCUAGAUUUCUCCAACUUGGAAAAAUUGAAUGUUUAUUAAAUUCCUUGUAGUAUUCUAUAUUGUAAUGACUUCUUCCUGCCAAUGUAGGUGCUAUAGCAUCACUGGUAGGAGAGUGUCCAUAAAGCAUUAUGUUUACAUGGAUAAUUUUCAUUUGAAAUAUGUGUUGAGCCCAUAAUUGCCAUUAGUGAGGACAGUUGCAUAUAGAUUGAAGACUUGGACCAUCUGAUUAACUGAAAUGUAGUUUCAAGUCACAUUUGUGCUUGUCUACAAAUUUACAGCUGACCAUGCAAAUGAUUAAUUACGUAAUUCACUGGUAAAUAACUCCAUGAGCAGAAAUGCCUUGUGACCUUGGAAUUGUCUUGAGUGGUGAAGGAGAUUCUUAACAUUGUCCUGACAUCAUUCAUUUUAAAACUGCAGUUGUUGAACUCUGAGCUGUUCAUGCAGGCCAACAUGAUUUGAACAAAACCAUUGGCUAUUAUAAGUCGUUUGCUGGUAAGGAACUUGAGUAUUGCUGAAAAAGACACAUUUUGUCAAAGCUUUUCACCUCGUACACAUAAUAAUUUGUAAGAAUAUCAAUGCAAUGGAAAACCGCCAUUUAUAUGGGAAGAAAGGCAAGUGCUGAUUGAUUGACAAGUGGACUCUAAUACAGGUGUUGCCAUGGGAAAUGUAUGAAUUAAUGAUUAUUCACAUUUAAUUGCCAGACUUCGACAAAAUGAGUUUUUUUUUAAGCAAUACGUUGGUUAUUGUGAGAUUAGGACACUGAUGCAUUCACUGUGUCCUAAGCUGAUGGAAGAGGUUUCUGCUCAGUUAUUGUACAUUUUGAGAUUGUCUAGAAACAAAUUUAAGGCUCCACUGAAAUGUAUACUUCAAUGGGAUAGACUGCGGAUUCAUUUUUGUAAAUGUAGGUUUUGAUUUUGUGCCUAAUAUAGAUACAACAUGACAACACUCCAACUCGCAAACACCUUUUGUUUUGCCAAAAUAAUUGUGAAGUAUUAAUUGAAGAGUAGCUGCUGAUUAAAGUACAAUCUAGUCUUUUCAGCUGGUAGGCGUCUACAGUGUAUCUAUCUACAAUAAAAGUAUUGCAUUUGCAGGCA
Messenger RNA from Rhincodon typus (whale shark), 3770 nucleotides. RefSeq names its product Rab interacting lysosomal protein-like 1 (gene rilpl1). The record is from RefSeq and is a predicted model, not a curated record. NCBI's taxonomy places the organism in Eukaryota, Metazoa, Chordata, Chondrichthyes, Orectolobiformes, Rhincodontidae. Gene Ontology annotation, biological process: cilium assembly. Gene Ontology annotation, molecular function: protein dimerization activity. Bases 292 to 1494 code for a protein of 400 amino acids. The transcript is spliced from 9 exons. Gene Ontology annotation, cellular component: cytoplasm; ciliary basal body.